Molecule: messenger RNA, 1930 nt
Organism: Phragmites australis (common reed)
Lineage: Eukaryota; Viridiplantae; Streptophyta; Magnoliopsida; Poales; Poaceae
Exons: 1
Coding region: 563-1633 (356 amino acids)
Source: RefSeq, a predicted model, not a curated record
CUGUACGACAAAAGGCGCUGCAAAUGUCACGAUUGAUUCUGAAGUUUCGAACCGUACUAAAAUCCUAUGCACAAAUGCCACAACAAAGUGCAUCCAUGGGCCCCUUUCAGUGACAGCACUACACUCCUCCCCUUCUCAAGCCAUCCCAAGGAUCCCAUGCAUGAGGCCUCCUUCCAUCCUUACAAGUCAAUCCAUAUCUCAAUAGUUGUCACAUCCACAUCUCAAAGGCUGGUUUGGUUGGUGAGUUUUGUCCAAACACCCAACCUCCUCUUGACAUCUAUACCAAUCAGAUCAGAAGAGCAAAAGAGAAAGGGCAAGUAAAGCAAGCUAGGAGCAUAGAAUAGUAUGCCAAUCCUCUUGCUUCACUCCUCUCCUUCCUUCCUCCCUUCCCCCCUUUGAAAUCAACUUCCUACUCCUCCAAGUAACCUAGCUACCAUUUGCAGGCAUGCAAACAUGCAAUUGCCCUUGAGCUUCACACAAACAAGGUGGACAUGGAUAUAUAUAGAUAUAUGUAAUUAUGGAUUAAGCUUGCAAGCACUUGGUUAGUUGUCUGGUUCUUCCCAUGCAUGUGCACGAGCAGUUGAGCAUGAGGAUGGGGUGCCUCAGGCCUAGCGGUCGCCGGGGGUGCCGCCUCCUCCUCGGCGGCGAUAUGGCUGCCUUCUGCGCCUCGCUCGUCGAGGGGCUGGAGCACCUGGAGAGCACGAUGGAUACGGGCGGAGGCGGUGGCCAGGGAUCGGUGUCCAUGAGGUGGUGCACGGAUGCCAUGAGGCUGGUCAAGCGGAUGCAGCGCGAGAUGCUGGCCAUCUUCAGGAAGGCUGGCGUGCCGGUGGCUGUCGUCUCUUCCGCCUGCGGCGGCGGUGAAGGCGCCGCCGGCGGGGGGGAGUGGUUCGAGCACUACAUGCAGGAGACCGCGGCGCUACUGGACUUCUGCAACGCGUUCAAGGCCGCCGUGUCCCGGCUGCACCGCUACUGCAUGGUCGUCGACUUCGCCGCGCAGGUGGGCCGCGCCGCCGAGGGCGACGCAGCGGGCGCCGUCUCGCUCGUCGCGGAGAGCGCCGCGCCGUGCGCCGGGUGGGCGCCGGAGCCGGGCCAGGCCGCCCAGGCGUCGUCGGCCGCCUUCCGCGACAAACUGACGAGCGUGAAGGCGGCGGUGGCCGAGGCGGAGCGGCUAGGGAGGACGAUCAGCUCCGGCGCCGGCGGGGACGCCAGCGGCAUGGUCGUCAUCACGCUCGUCGCCAAGAUCACAACGUCCAUCCUGUCCAUGUUCGUGCUCCAGGCGCUUGCCUCCCCCUCCCCCCUCGACGCCGGUGGCAUCCGGCCAACUCUCGGCUGCGCCGCCGUCCCUGAGCUCGAGCCGUGGUGCGAGUCACUGUCACUGAUCCACGCCCGGUUCCCCAGCCGGGCGACCGUCGCGGAGCACGAGCAGGUGGCCAUGGCAGUCCAGGACCUGAUCAAUGGCAAGAAGGACGGUAGAGGACAGGGUGACCAGCCUGUGGAGCUGCUGAGAGCAAGGUCAGGUGAGCUCAGGGAAGGGGUGGACAUGUUCGACUGUGUUCUUGAUGAAGUGUUUGAUGAGGUGAUCAGGGGCAGGAAUGAGAUGCUGGGGAUCCUCAGGGACAAGGCUCUGACAUAACAAAUAAUGGGGUGAGUUUUUAGCUAAGCCUCUGGAAUUUAUUAAUUAUUGAUUAACCUUCUGCAGCUUGGAGGUUUUCAGUGUGUUUGAUGGAUCCUGAUUUGUUGGUCAGUUGCAUUUGUUUUGCAAAAGGGUGUAGAUAUGUGAAGAGUGUUGUCAUGUGUAUGUAGAUGUGAAGGUGAUUCUAUUUACAUUUUCUUUUGGUUUGUAACUUGUAUUGACAGUGUGUGACAAGAGAAAAUUCUUUGUAUGGACCAUCAAGUAAUUGUGAAAUCCCUCCUGAUGUCGGGUCGACAA